Messenger RNA from Fundulus heteroclitus (mummichog), 1500 nucleotides. RefSeq names its product ras-related protein Rab-1B. Gene Ontology annotation, molecular function: GTP binding; GTPase activity. NCBI's taxonomy places the organism in Eukaryota, Metazoa, Chordata, Actinopteri, Cyprinodontiformes, Fundulidae. The record is from RefSeq and is a predicted model, not a curated record. Bases 377 to 1021 code for a protein of 214 amino acids. Gene Ontology annotation, biological process: regulation of exocytosis; protein secretion. The transcript has 6 exons.
UCUUCACAAAAACAACAACAACAGCUGCGCUUCGCUUACUCAACAUCUGAAGCAGUUAGGUAACUGUGUUCUGGUUUGAGAAGAAAAUAAAAUGAUAGUGUGAGUUUAGCUGUGUGUCCUGGUUCCAGGUGCUGUCCUCAGGGUAACCUGAGCUGAACUUUAUUAAUAAAUAAUGAAGCAGUCAGCUCAGAAGUCGGACACAGACAGCUUUUUCUGCUAGCCGUCCCCUGAAGAACACGUCCAGACUUCCAAAAACAGGCUACCGGAACCAGAAAACAGCGUUUUCAUAGACUGUCUGGCCUUCUAUUCAUUCAGGAUUUAGUUUCAGGACAGUUUUUGUUUUUUUUAUCUAGUCGUGUGAAGAACCUCACUGAUCAUGAAUCCUGAAUAUGAUUACCUCUUUAAGCUUCUUCUCAUUGGUGACUCUGGAGUUGGAAAGUCGUGUCUGUUGCUGCGCUUUGCGGACGACACGUACACCGAGAGCUACAUCUCCACCAUCGGAGUUGACUUCAAGAUCAGGACCAUCGACAUGGAUGGGAAGACGGUGAAGCUGCAGAUUUGGGACACCGCAGGUCAAGAGAGGUUCCGGACAAUCACCUCCAGCUACUACAGAGGAGCGCACGGUAUCAUCAUUGUCUACGAUGUCACCGAGCAGGAGUCCUUCAACAACGUGAAGCAGUGGCUGGACGAGAUAGAGCGCUACGCCUGUGAGAACGUCUCCAGGCUGCUGGUGGGAAACAAAUCGGACCUGGUCAGUAAGAAAGUGGUGGAUGCUGCCACAGCUCAGGAUCUGGCUUCGUCUCUGAAGAUCCCUUUCCUGGAGACCAGCGCCAGGAGCUCCGACAACGUGGAGAAGGCCUUCCUCACCAUGGCCUCUGAGAUCCACAAGCGGCUGGCCAGCGAGGGAGGGGGCAUGCAGGGUGAGUCGGCACAGGCCAGAGGUCAGACCACCAAGAUCAACAGCGCCCCCGUGUGGCUCGGUGGGGACAAACAGACACCGCAGGCCAGUAACUGCUGCUGAGGCACAACGAUGCACCUUUAACGCGUCCACAGGACUUACCUCCAGAUUGCAACUGUGUCCCCGAUGCACCUACUGUCUUGUUUACUGUUAAAAUCAACACCUAAAUGUCGGGACUUUGGAAUAUCUUUAGCUUGAUUAGAAAAUAUUUUUAAAGAAUAUUUAUUGUGACAUUAUGGCUUUAUAUGAAAAUGGGGGGAAAGUAAAUGAACAGGGGUGCUUUAUUUUUUAAUUACAAUAAAUGCUACAAGUUAAACCAAGGAUCUGUUAUGUAAAAUGACUACUAAUAAAAAAUAAUGUUUGAAAAAAAAUCAGAAAGGGAUUGAAGUUGUUUAAGCUUUUACUUAAAGGGGAUAACAUUAUGUUUCAAUGUGGUUAUACGUCAUCAUAUCUGUCAGAUGGUUUUGAUUUUAUUUGCUGUUCCAGUCUUUGUUGUGUUUUAAUUUGUUUAUUUCUGUCAAUAAAGAAAUCAAUCAAAAUCA